Molecule: messenger RNA, 3130 nt
Organism: Camelina sativa (false flax)
Lineage: Eukaryota; Viridiplantae; Streptophyta; Magnoliopsida; Brassicales; Brassicaceae
Product: phospholipase D gamma 1
Biological process (GO): phosphatidylcholine metabolic process; phospholipid catabolic process
Cellular component (GO): plasma membrane
Molecular function (GO): D-type glycerophospholipase activity; calcium ion binding
Source: RefSeq, a predicted model, not a curated record
UCUUUAAAUAUUGUUCCAGCUCCCUUUUUUUCCGAUUCUUCCGUUUCAAGUCAACCUUACCCUUCGUUUCCUCCCACCUUCUUCUUCUUCUUCUUCUUCUUCUUCUUCACCAAAAUAAAAAAAUCUGAAUUCCCCACAUUUUUAGAUCCCCCAUUUAAUUCUUAGAUUUGAAUCGAGUUUGUAUAUUCUCAAAGUUUUAUCCUUUUUAUUUAUUUAUUUGUUUACACUUGAUCUCUCGAUUACAGCCCACCAAGUGAUCGAUCUUUUGUCUCACUGAAACUGGGUUAUGCUUAAGAUUUGAUCUGCUUUACUGAAAGUUUCCAACUUUGGGGUGUUUUUGAUAUUGUUUCUAUGGCGUAUCAUCCGGUUUAUACUGAGACGAUGUCAAUGGGAGGAGGGUCAAGCCACGGGUUUGGCCAGCAAUUCGUGCCUUUUGCUACGAGUAGUGGCUCUUUGAGGGUUGAGUUGUUACAUGGUAACUUAGACAUUUGGGUUAAGGAAGCUAAACAUCUUCCUAACAUGGAUGGUUUCCAUAACAGACUUGGUGGGAUGUUAUCUGGGUUGGGAAGGAGGAACAGUACUAAAGUGGAAGGUGAGAAGUCUUCAAAGAUCACAAGUGAUCCUUAUGUCACUGUCUCUAUCUCUGGUGCUGUCAUUGGUAGAACUUUCGUGAUUAGCAACAGUGAGAAUCCUGUUUGGAUGCAGCAUUUUGAUGUACCCGUGGCUCAUAGUGCUGCUGAAGUGCAUUUUGUGGUGAAAGAUAGUGAUAUUAUUGGUUCACAGAUCAUGGGAGCUGUUGGUAUCCCUACUGAGCAGUUGUGUUCAGGGAAUAGAAUCGAAGGGCUGUUUCCUAUACUUAACAGUAGUGGGAAGCCUUGUAAAGCUGGUGCUGUGUUGGGUUUGUCUAUUCAGUACACUCCUAUGGAAAGAAUGAGACUUUACCAAAUGGGUGUUGGUUUUGGUAAUGACUGUGUUGGAGUUCCUGGAACAUACUUCCCUUUGAGGAAAGGUGGUAGGGUUACUCUGUAUCAGGAUGCUCAUGUUGAUGACGGUACUCUUCCGAGUGUACAUCUCGAUGGUGGGAUUCAGUAUAGACAUGGAAAGUGCUGGGAGGAUAUGGCUGAUGCAAUAAGACAGGCAAGGAGGUUGAUUUAUAUCACAGGUUGGUCAGUUUUCCAUCCGGUUAGGCUGGUUCGUGAGAACAAUGAUCCGACCAAAGGUACACUAGGGGAUUUGCUUAAAGACAAAUCUCAAGAAGGUGUUAGAGUGUUGGUUUUGGUGUGGGAUGAUCCAACUUCAAGGAGCCUUCUGGGAUUCAAAACACAAGGAGUUAUGAACACUAGCGAUGAGGAGACUCGCCGUUUUUUCAAGCAUUCGUCCGUGCAGGUUCUCCUUUGUCCCAGAUCUGGGGGGAAAGGUCACAGCUUCAUAAAAAAAUCUGAAGUCGGAACAAUCUACACCCAUCAUCAAAAAACUGUGAUUGUAGAUGCUGAUGCAGCUCAGAACAGAAGAAAGAUCGUAGCAUUUGUUGGAGGGCUAGAUUUGUGCAACGGACGAUUUGAUACUCCCAAGCAUUCUCUCUUCAGGACAUUAAAGACACUCCAUAAAGAUGACUUCCAUAACCCAAAUUUUGUGACUACUGCGGAUGAUGGACCAAGAGAACCAUGGCAUGAUCUUCACAGCAAGAUUGACGGUCCAGCUGCAUAUGAUGUGCUUGCUAAUUUUGAGGAACGCUGGCUAAAAGCUUCUAAACCUCGCGGAAUUGGGAAGCUAAGAUCGUCUUCUGAUGAUUCUUUGCUUAGGAUAGACAGAAUUCCCGACAUCAUGGGACUUUCUGAAGCUUCUUCUGUUAAUGAUAAUGAUCCAGAGUCUUGGCAUGUUCAGAUUUUCCGUUCAAUUGAUUCAAGUUCGGUCAAAGGGUUUCCGAAGGAUCCAAAGGAAGCUACUGGAAGAAAUCUUCUUUGUGGGAAGAAUAUUCUCAUAGAUAUGAGCAUACACGCAGCUUAUGUUAAGGCUAUACGGUCAGCUCAGCACUUCAUCUACAUUGAGAACCAAUAUUUUCUUGGAUCAUCAUUCAACUGGGAUUCGAACAAGGACUUGGGUGCUAAUAAUCUUAUCCCGAUGGAAAUCGCACUUAAGAUUGCUAAUAAGAUUAGAGCAAGGGAGAAGUUUGCUGCUUAUAUUGUCAUUCCAAUGUGGCCUGAAGGUGCUCCAACAAGUAACCCUAUUCAGAGAAUUCUCUACUGGCAGCACAAAACAAUGCAAAUGAUGUAUCAAACCAUCCACAAGGCACUUGUUGAAGUUGGUCUUGAUGGCCAGCUUGAGCCACAAGACUUUUUGAACUUUUUCUGUCUUGGAACCAGAGAGGUCUCUGAUGGAACAGUUAGCGUAUAUAAUAGUCCACGGACUCCACCUCAGCCAAAUGCAAAUGCAAAUGCUUCACAGGUGCAAGCUUUGAAGAGUCGGAGAUUCAUGAUAUAUGUUCAUUCCAAAGGUAUGGUGGUGGAUGAUGAAUUUGUCUUAAUUGGUUCUGCGAAUAUCAACCAGAGAUCCUUGGAAGGAACUAGAGACACUGAAAUCGCCAUGGGAGGGUAUCAGCCUCACCAUUCAUGGGCUAUGAAAGGUUCUCGUCCUCGUGGUCAGAUUUUUGGAUAUAGAAUGUCGUUAUGGGCAGAACAUCUAGGGUUUCUAGAGCAAGGUUUCGAGGAACCAGAGAACAUGGAAUGCGUAAGACGAGUAAGGCAAUUGAGUGAGCUCAAUUGGAGACAGUAUGCAGCAGAGGAGGUAACAGAGAUGCAAGGUCAUCUUCUCAAGUAUCCAGUACACGUUGAUAGAACAGGCAAAGUGAGUUCUCUUCCUGGAUGCGAGACAUUCCCAGAUCUCGGUGGCAAGGUCAUAGGCUCGUUCCUUGCGCUCCAAGAAAAUCUCACCAUCUAAAAUAUGCCUUUGUAAGGACAAAACUUGUUCUUUGUUUCUUCCACUUCAAAAAUAGUUCUCUGAGUGUGAUCUGAAUGCAAAGUGUACCUUUAGGGUCUACGAGCUGUAAAUUUAUUUUUUUACAAUUAUUUCAACUGAUGAUCUGUCAUAGUGUGUUUUGGACUUUUUCUACUGCUUCUUCCAAUUUGCGUUA